Ficedula albicollis (Collared flycatcher) is the source of this 392-nucleotide messenger RNA. RefSeq names its product probable E3 ubiquitin-protein ligase HECTD4. The transcript is spliced from 2 exons. Bases 36 to 287 code for a protein of 83 amino acids. Lineage: Eukaryota; Metazoa; Chordata; Aves; Passeriformes; Muscicapidae. The record is from RefSeq and is a predicted model, not a curated record.
CAGGUUUAAUCUUUUAUGACACAAAAGUCACUGUCAUGAACAGAGUGCUCAACGCCACUGUGCAGAGAACUGCUGACCACGCAGCCCCCGAAAUCACCCUGGAUCCCCUGGAGAUCGUAGGAGGGGAGAUCCGUUCCUCGGAGAACUCCUACUUCUGCCAGGCCGCCCGGCAGCUGGGCUGCGUCCCCUCCUCCCAGCUGUGCGUCAAACUGGCCAGCGGGGGAGACCCCACCUACGCCUUCAACAUCCGCUUCACCGGCGAGGAGGUGCACGGCACCAGUGAGUGACUGGGAGUGGCACUGGGACUGGGAACAGGGAGUGGGGAUGGGGGUGGGAGUGGGCACCAGGGAGUGAGACAGGGAGUGGGACAGGGACAAGGCACCAGUGAGUGG